UUACAUUGCCGACUUCUUAGAAUAACGGUGGCUAUACUACUCGAUCAAUGUUUUACUAUGAGCAGCAGAGAAGUAUUAGAGGUACAGUCAAGCAUUGAAGAGAAGACAAUUGAGUGGUUUAGGCCGAAUUAAGACAUUCCGUUCGUGUUCAGCAUUUCUAUCUUCCGAACAACUACUGUAGAAAAUCCGUUCAUAAGGUGCUGGUGUAAUGAGUCCGAGAAACCCUGCAGAUCUGACGCGAUCAAUGCCGUAAAGAACCUGCGAUAUCCAUAGCAAAGCAAAUCCAUGACUCCAUAUUCCGUGGAAGAACUUUUUAUGCCCAGGUGACCACUACCCCCUAAUUUUUAGGUGCCGUUGUCUCGUCUCAUGAUGUUGAAUAUCAAAAGAGAAGAUGUUUGUCUCGGGGGGCUGUCCAUUUCGUUCCGUUCCAAAUGAGAAUGCCCGGCUUUACCAAAUCGCAAUCAGCCGCAAGCGACCACGCAGAGGCCAACCAUGAGAAGAAAUAUACAAGGUGUUUUGCCGGAGAUUUUUGAGGAGAUGAUUCAUCCCAAUCAUCUACUGUUCUGGUGACCUUUCCACAGGCCACGGUCACCAACUGCCUUCAUAAACUUUUGAUGGUAGAGAAUAUAAGCGUAGGCGGAAGUAACAUCAUGAGGUGAGGAGUCCGCCGCCACAACUGGAAGAGGUUGAAGCCCCCCGGGCGUAGAUCUACUUAGUUAGGGCACUGAGACUGGACAUGUCCAGGCUGCUGGCACUUGUAGCAGAUCUUCUCGCCUCCAGUCGAGGCCUUCGGGCAGUCACGAGAGAAAUGGCCAUUCUCUCCGCAGUUGUAGCACUUGCUACCAUUGACACACUCGCGAGACAUGUGGCCGUAGCCACCGCAAGAGUAGCAAGUCUUGCCUCCCUGAGAUCCACCAUAGCCACCACCACCACCUCCGCCGCUGCUGAAACCGCCGCCGCCACCGCCGCCGUAGCCGCCGGAACCGUACGCAUCAGGGCAGUUGCGUGCAAUAUGGCCAACCUUGCCACACUUGUAGCAUUCCUGGGAGCCGCCUUGGCCGCCGCCACCGCCGCCAACUGGGCCGCUGCUUUGAGGGCACUCACGGCUGAUGUGGCCGGUCUGGCCACAUCGGUAGCAGGACUUGGUGUCCUUAGGACCCUCGGGGCAUUCACGGCUGAGAUGUCCGUCUCCACCACAGUUGUAGCACUUGGCCGGGCCGCGGGGAGUGGUACACUCACGGGCCUAAAAUCUGCAGGUUAGAGAUCAUGCCCACUAUCAAGUUUCGAUCCGAUAUCAAUGUAUCUGGUCUCAACAUACCUGGUGACCAGGUUGGCCGCAGUUGUAGCAUGAACGCGUAGUACCUUGGAAAUCCAUUUUGUCUUAUGGUCUCAAAUCUGUCAAAGCACAAAUUGAAUGUUAGUUUUUGAAGAACCCCAAGCAUACAGGGUGUGACAAUCAAGUUGUAGGAAUGAACCCGGUACCAAACCACCAAAUCAAACUAAAGUUCGAAGCAGCAGUGGGACUACUAGGUGCAUAGAGCCAGACUUCAAUGGAUUGGAUCAUAAUGGAUAGAUAAGGAAAGCAUAGGGACGUAAAAACAGGUGUUGCUACAUGAGUAAUAUGUAGGUAAGAAUAGGGUUAAUAGAUAGACAAACUUGUCUAUACCACAGUAAAUAAUCAGUGGGGCGAUAUGAGUGUGGGUUGAUAAAGUGUAAAAGCGCAAAAGCGUAAAAAGCAAUGGUAGUGGGGUUGUGAACUUGUAAUCCAGUGUUUAUGGACGAAUAGAGGGGUUCAUAAUGCAAGAAUUUGACGCGAGAGAUUCAACCUGACUCACCAAGAACUAUCGUAAUCCUUGC
Hypoxylon fragiforme is the source of this 1857-nucleotide messenger RNA. RefSeq lists its product as uncharacterized. Bases 737 to 1261 code for a protein of 174 amino acids. The record is from RefSeq and is a predicted model, not a curated record. NCBI's taxonomy places the organism in Eukaryota, Fungi, Ascomycota, Sordariomycetes, Xylariales, Hypoxylaceae. The transcript has 6 exons.